Auxenochlorella protothecoides is the source of this 1161-nucleotide messenger RNA. Its product is annotated as Omega-6 fatty acid desaturase, chloroplastic. The transcript is spliced from 4 exons. Gene Ontology annotation, biological process: lipid metabolic process. NCBI's taxonomy places the organism in Eukaryota, Viridiplantae, Chlorophyta, Trebouxiophyceae, Chlorellales, Chlorellaceae. Bases 1 to 1161 code for a protein of 386 amino acids. The record is from RefSeq and is a predicted model, not a curated record. Gene Ontology annotation, molecular function: oxidoreductase activity.
AUGCAGGAGCCCCCUGCAGCUGCCCCGGCUACGCCCCAGCCCGCCGGCCUCUCUGACGAGGAGCGUGCCGCACUGGCCCAGAAGCUGGGCUACCGCACCAUAGGCAAGGAUCUCCCGGAGGACGUGACCCUGGUGCAGGUAAUAAAGUCCAUGCCCCCAGAGGUGUUUGAGAUCAACCCCUGGAGGGCAUGGAGCGCCGUCGGCAUCACCCUCGUGUCGGCGGCCGUCAGCCUCUACCUGAUCAGCAUCUCCCCCUGGUACCUGCUGCCCUUUGCAUGGGCCCUGGCUGGGACGGCGUUCACAGGGUUCUUCGUCAUCGGGCACGAUGCCGGGCACCGCGCCUUCAGCAAGAACCGGUUGCUGGAGGACAUCGUGGGCACCCUCAUGUUUGCCCCCCUCAUCUACCCCUUUGAGCCAUGGCGCAUCAAGCACAACCACCACCAUGCCCACACCAACAAGUUGGUCGAGGACACCGCCUGGCACCCCAUCAUGCCCGAGCUCGCGGCCACCUGGUCCUCAAGCAAGCGCGCGUUCUGGAAGCUGGCCCUGGGCUCGCCCGUCAAGUGCUGGGCCUCCAUCGGCCACUGGCUACUCUGGCACUUUGACGCCAGCAAGUUCACCGCCAAGCAGAUGCCGCGCGUGCUGGUCUCAUGGGCGGCGGUGGCCGCCUUUGCCGGGUUGGCCCUCCCCGCGCUGGUCGCCACCACGGGCUGGGCGGGGCUGGUCAAGUACUGGCUCAUGCCCUGGCUGGGCUAUCACUUCUGGAUGAGCACCUUCACGCUGGUGCACCACACUGCGCAGCACAUCCCCUUCAAGCCCGCGGAGAGCUGGAAUGCGGCCCAGGCCCAGCUGGCGGGCACGGUGCACUGCGACUACCCCUGGCUGGUGGAGUUCCUGUGCCACGACAUCUCGGUGCACGUCCCUCACCACGUGAACUCCAAGAUCCCCUGGUACAACCUGCGCGCCGCCAACGAGUCCCUGCGAACCAACUGGGGCCAGUACAUGACCGAGGCGCGGUUCAACUGGCGCAUGAUGAAGAACAUCUUCACCGAGCUGCAUGAGUACGACGAGGCCAACAACUACCGGCCCUUUGACGCCGAAGCGGAGAGGCCCGACGCCUUCCUGGAGGCCCAGCGCAAGCUGCUGCCGGACAGCAUGUGA